Messenger RNA from Erigeron canadensis, 1284 nucleotides. RefSeq names its product 2-alkenal reductase (NADP(+)-dependent)-like. Bases 73 to 1107 code for a protein of 344 amino acids. The transcript has 5 exons. Lineage: Eukaryota; Viridiplantae; Streptophyta; Magnoliopsida; Asterales; Asteraceae. The record is from RefSeq and is a predicted model, not a curated record. Gene Ontology annotation, molecular function: 2-alkenal reductase [NAD(P)H] activity.
UAUCCAUUUCAAUUUCAACAAAAUUAAAACAACUUAUAAUUACCAACCAAAAUACACACCCACAUACAAAAAAUGGCACAAGUAGUGAGCAACAAAAGGGUAUUAUUAAAAGAUUAUGUUGUUGGGCAGACAAAAGAAUCAGACAUGAUCCUCAAAUCUGACACAAUCGAACUCAAACUCCCACAGGGAUCAAAUGGUGUUCUUGUUAAGCUUCUUUACUUGUCUAUUGAUCCUUACAUGCGUAGCCAGAUGUCCUACUCUGAAGACAAUUUUGUGCCUUCCUUUACUCCUGGUUCUCCUUUAAAGGGAUAUGGAGUUGCGAAAGUCCUCGAAUCGGGGCAUUCAAAAUUCAAGAAAGGGGACUUCGUUUGGGGACUAGUUGGAUGGGAGGAAUACAGCAUUAUUAAUGAUCCUGAGACUGAUUUAUUUAAGAUUGAAGAUAAUGAUGUCCCUCUUUCCUAUUAUACAGGAAUUCUUGGUAUGACCGGUAUUACUGCUUAUGUUGCAUUCAAUGAGAUUUGUUCUCCAAAGAAAGGAGAGUAUGUCUAUAUUUCAGCGGCUGCAGGUUCAGUCGGUCUGCUACUUGGGCAGUUUUCUAAGGCGAGAGGCUGCUAUGUUAUCGGGAGUGCUGGUUCAAAAGAAAAGGUUGACCUAUUGAAGAACAAAUUUGGGUUUGAUGAAGCUUUUAACUACAAGGAAGAGAAAGAUCUAGAUGCGGCUCUAAAGAGGUACUGUCCCAAAGGAAUUGAUGUUUACUUUGAAAACGUUGGGGGAAAGAUGUUGGAGGCGGUACUCUUAAAUAUGCGCUUAUAUGGGCGUAUUGCUGGUAUCGGGAUGAUCUCACAGCACAACGUUGUUGAAGAGGAGCCGGUGCGUUACCUGUUGUCUGUGAUCACAAAACGUCUAACCAUGAAAGGGUUUGUUGUGCACGAUCAUUAUGACUUGUUUCCAAAGUAUUAUGAAACGAUUUUACCCCUUAUUAAAAAUGGGACUAUACAAAACGUAGAAGACGUUUCCGAGGGACUUGAGAGUGCACCUGCAGCUUUAGUUGGAAUGUUUGCGGGCAAAAAUGUUGGGAAGAAAGUAGUAGCCGUGGCUCGUGAAUAAGGACUCGUGCAAAUGUUGGUAGAUAGGAGGUGUGUGUAUGCAUUUGCUAAAUGGAUUGAAGCUUGAGGGCCUGUUUGUUUUUGUAUUUAUUAAGUGUUGUUCAGUGUUGUUGUUUGCUAUGUGUUUGAAUAAAAAAUAUAUUAGUAACUUAUAAUUAAUAAAACAGUAUUUUUGUGA